Molecule: messenger RNA, 3111 nt
Organism: Drosophila obscura
Lineage: Eukaryota; Metazoa; Arthropoda; Insecta; Diptera; Drosophilidae
Gene: GABA-B-R1
Product: gamma-aminobutyric acid type B receptor subunit 1
Exons: 17
Coding region: 119-2686 (855 amino acids)
Biological process (GO): gamma-aminobutyric acid signaling pathway; G protein-coupled receptor signaling pathway
Cellular component (GO): membrane; G protein-coupled receptor heterodimeric complex
Molecular function (GO): G protein-coupled GABA receptor activity
Source: RefSeq, a predicted model, not a curated record
AGCAGCAGCAAACGCAAACAACAAAAGAAGCAACAGCAACAAUAGCAAACAACAAAAACAACAACAGAAGCAGCAACCCAAAAUCGCAUCACAUUUUUAAACGGCAAUACGCAAAGAUAUGACAAGUGAUGGUGCUGUUACGUUUUGGAUAUUUUUGCUUUGUUUGAUCGCCACCUCGCCGCACCUGAAGGGAGGCGAGGCGGGUAGGCCCGAUGAGCUGCAUAUAGGUGGCAUAUUCCCAAUAGAAGGCAAAGGAGGAUGGCAGGGCGGACAGGCAUGCAUGCCGGCCGCAAAAAUGGCACUGGAGGAUGUCAACAAGCAGCCAAAUCUUCUACCCGGCUUCAGGCUCAUCCUCCACAGCAAUGACAGUGAGUGCGAGCCGGGACUGGGCGCCAGUGUGAUGUACAAUCUGCUGUAUAAUAAACCGCAAAAACUCAUGCUACUGGCGGGAUGCAGCACUGUGUGCACCACUGUGGCAGAGGCUGCCAAAAUGUGGAAUCUCAUUGUGCUAUGCUAUGGAGCCUCGAGUCCUGCCCUGUCCGAUCGUAAGCGUUUCCCAACGCUUUUCCGCACCCAUCCAUCGGCCACCGUGCACAAUCCAACGCGCAUCAAAUUGAUGAAGAAAUUCGGUUGGUCUCGCGUCGCCAUCCUACAACAGGCCGAAGAAGUAUUUAUAUCGACCGUCGAAGAUCUUGAGAAUCGAUGCAUGGAAGCUGGCGUUGAAAUCGUAACUAGACAAUCAUUUCUAUCCGAUCCAACAGACGCCGUACGUAAUUUACGACGCCAGGAUGCACGCAUCAUUGUGGGACUCUUCUAUGUGGUCGCCGCCCGUCGAGUGCUCUGUGAAAUGUACAAACAGCAGCUCUAUGGGCGGGCACAUGUAUGGUUCUUCAUAGGCUGGUAUGAAGAUAAUUGGUAUGAGGUAAAUCUAGCAUCUGAGGGCAUCACCUGUACCGUUGAGCAAAUGCGUAUAGCUGCCGAAGGACAUCUAACGACAGAGGCUCUCAUGUGGAAUCAGAACAAUCAGACAACAAUAUCCGGUAUGACUGCAGAGGAAUUUCGACAUCGACUGAAUCAGGCUUUAAUUGAGGAUAACUACGACAUAAGUCAUGGUCGCUAUCCGGAGGGCUAUCAGGAGGCACCCCUAGCCUAUGAUGCUGUCUGGAGUGUGGCAUUAGCUUUUAAUAAAACAAUGGAACGUCUAACGAUGGGCCACAAAUCACUGAAAGAUUUCACCUAUACGGACAAGGAAAUCGCCGAUGAGAUCUAUGCGGCCAUGAAUUCAACACAAUUUCUGGGUGUAUCGGGCGUUGUGGCAUUCAGCUCGCAGGGCGAUCGUAUUGCCCUCACACAAAUUGAACAGAUGGUGAAGGGCAAGUACGAGAAGUUGGGAUAUUACGACACCCAACUGGAUAACCUUACCUGGUUGAAUACCGAGCAAUGGAUUGGUGGCAAGGUUCCUCAAGAUCGCACAAUUGUUACCCAUGUGCUGCGCACAGUUUCCUUGCCACUAUUUGUGUGCAUGUGCACCAUCUCCAGCUGCGGCAUCUUUGUUGCAUUCGCCUUGAUCAUCUUUAAUAUAUGGAAUAAGCAUAGAAGAGUAAUACAAUCCUCACAUCCUGUUUGCAAUACCAUCAUGUUAUUUGGUGUCAUCAUCUGUCUCACAUCAGUCAUCUUAUUGGGCAUGGACGGACGCUUUGUUAGCCCCGAGGAAUACCCAAAGAUUUGUCAAGCUCGAGCUUGGUUAUUAUCCACCGGUUUUACAUUAGCAUAUGGUGCCAUGUUCAGCAAAGUCUGGCGUGUGCAUCGUUUUACAACAAAAGCGAAAACUGACCCGAAGAAAAAAGUGGAACCUUGGAAGCUAUACACCAUGGUUUCGGGCCUCUUAUCAAUAGAUUUAGUGAUAUUACUCUCAUGGCAGAUCUUUGAUCCGCUGCAGCGUUAUCUCGAAACAUUCCCACUCGAAGAUCCAGUAUCUACAACUGAUGAUAUUAAAAUACGUCCAGAGCUUGAGCAUUGUGAAAGUCAACGCAAUUCCAUGUGGCUAGGCCUUGUCUAUGGCUUCAAGGGCCUCAUUCUGGUGUUUGGCCUGUUUUUGGCCUAUGAGACGCGUUCCAUUAAAGUGAAACAGAUCAACGAUUCACGGUAUGUGGGCAUGAGCAUCUAUAAUGUGGUCGUACUAUGCCUGAUAACAGCGCCGGUGGGCAUGGUCAUUGCAUCGCAACAGGACGCAUCCUUUGCCUUUGUUGCACUAGCUGUGAUAUUCUGUUGUUUCCUAAGCAUGCUGCUGAUAUUUGUGCCAAAGGUCAUUGAGGUCAUACGACAUCCCAAGGAUAAAGCCGAAUCGAAAUACAAUCCCGAUUCGGCCAUAUCGAAGGAGGAUGAAGAACGCUAUCAGAAACUGGUUACCGAAAACGAGGAACUACAACGAUUAAUCACACAGAAGGAGGAAAAGAUACGGGUCCUACGGCAGCGUCUCGUGGAGCGGGGCGACGCCAAGGGCACAGAACUGAAUGGUGCAACGGGCGUCGCCUCUGCAGUAGCAGCAGCAGCGGCAGCAGCCACAACGUCACAGCCCGCUUCUCUCAUCAAUGCAUCCACAUCCGCACAUCCCACGCCCGCAGCCACACUCGCAAUCACACAAGAAAUUUUGGCCCUUUUCGUGGGUAUUGACACACUUGAUUAGGUGCAACGCCGUAGAAAUGGAGUACAAAGAUACUCAUGAGCAUCGUACAUGAAAAAACUUGUCAAUUUCCUUUGCGUGAUAGGUGAAUUAUACAAGAGACGAUAUGAAAUGCAUAUAGGAAGGAUGAAAUACGAAAGAGAAGGACAAAUUUAAUACAAAAAAAUAUGUACUUAAUAAACUUUGUAUCAACUUUAAGCUGAGCUAAAUAAGUGAGAAUUGGUAGCAGCAAUUUUGUAGAUUAACUGAAAUAUGUAUUGUACCUUAAACGUGUUUAGCAUUAAUAUGGAAAACGAAAUACUUUUAACUUACAAAUAACGAAAAACCAAAACAAAAACAAAAACACUCUACACUAGCAUCUGAACUAAGCAAAUUGUUAGGCUUUAAAGUUGAAAAAAAACAAAAAAAAAAAAAAAACAAAACAAAAA